AUGGAUUCGAUCACGGACUCCCUGUGGUAUCGCGAACUGCGCAAUGCUGGGCUGCCGAUCCAAGCUGCGGUGUUGAUAGCGACCGUCAUCGUCCUGACUGUGAUCCGACGCCGCUUCUUCUCCCCAAUCAGCUCCAUCCCUGGCCCGUUUCUGGCUUCCAUCACGCGGCUUUGGCAUCUCAGGCAGAUCGCCAGUGGGAAGCAGAACCUCAAGCUCAUCGAGCAGCAUGAUAAACAUGGGCACUUCGUGCGCAUGGCACCCAACGAAGUCAGCGUCAACCACCCGGAUGCUGUCAAGGCCUUGCUCCUGACCACUCUCCCCAAGGGCGACUGGUACAAGAUCGUGUGCUUCCCGGACUAUCGCUUCUCGACGCCUUUCAGCAUGUUGGACCCGAAGGACAAGAACGAAUGCUCCAAGUAUCUCUCGACCGGCUACCUGCAGCACAACGUCAGCAAAUCCGAGCCAGCGAUGGACACGAACAUAUCGAAACUUAUCGGCUGGAUGGACAGAUUUGCUCAGGAGAAGAAACCAAUGGACCUGGACAAGUUCUUCACUUAUGUCUCCUUCGACAUUACCGGUGACAUUGUUUUUUCCAAGCCCUUCGGGUUCAUCGACCACGGAAAGGACCUCAACAACUCCAUCGCCAUGAACACCGGGCUGGAGAUCUACAUCGCAUUCGUCGGCUACCUCCAAUGGCUCCACGUCGUAUUCGCAAACCCCUUCGUCACCUGGCUGGGCGUCCUGCCCAUGGGCCACCUCUUCGACACGACCAUGACCGCCCUCAAGGAGCGCCAGAAGAACCCCGACGCCCGGCCCGACCUCGUGGGCCACUGGUUCAGGGGCCUGGAGAAGGCCAAGAAGGACAGGAGCCGCCUGUUCAACCAGCGCUGCCUCGAGUCCUUCGCCACCGCAAACGUCGGCGCCGGUUCAGACACCGUCUCCGCAGGGCUGCAGAGCUUCGUGUACCACCUGCUGCGCGCGCCCGGCGGGUGGCGGCGCGCCCAGGACGAGAUCCGCGAGGCGCGGAGGGGGGGCAGGUGUGGGGGGCAGGUGGUCUCGUUCGCCGAUGCCGCGAGGCUGCCGUUCCUCCAGGCGUGCAUCAAGGAGGGCAUGCGGGUCCAUGCGCCCAUAUCAGCCGGCCUACCCCGUGUCGCCCCAAAGGGAGGCGUCACAAUCGGCGGCACCUAUUUCCCCCAGGGCGUGACCCUGACCGUCAACCCUUCGGUGAUCCACAGUUCCAAGGAGAUGUGGGGCUCGGACGCGCGCGAGUUCAACCCGGACCGGUGGCUGCGGCCGGACGCUGCCGAGAAGGAAAAGUGCUUCAUCCCGUGGGGCGCUGGAUAUGCCUCGUGCCCAGGCCAACAUGCGGCUCGACUUCAGCUGUCCAAGAUCGCUGCGACUGUCGUGAGGGAUUACAAUGUAAGGCAGGUCGAUCCGAAGCAAGAGUGGACGUGGGGCGCGUGGUUUACCUCUGUGCCACACGAUUGGCCUGUGUAUAUAGAGAAACGCGUAGACUCUUGA
Messenger RNA from Diaporthe citri, 1521 nucleotides. RefSeq lists its product as uncharacterized. The transcript has 6 exons. Gene Ontology annotation, molecular function: oxidoreductase activity, acting on paired donors, with incorporation or reduction of molecular oxygen; monooxygenase activity; iron ion binding. Bases 1 to 1521 code for a protein of 506 amino acids. NCBI's taxonomy places the organism in Eukaryota, Fungi, Ascomycota, Sordariomycetes, Diaporthales, Diaporthaceae. The record is from RefSeq and is a predicted model, not a curated record.